Molecule: messenger RNA, 3111 nt
Organism: Pseudomyrmex gracilis
Lineage: Eukaryota; Metazoa; Arthropoda; Insecta; Hymenoptera; Formicidae
Exons: 3
Coding region: 1-3111 (1036 amino acids)
Source: RefSeq, a predicted model, not a curated record
AUGCGGCGGACUCACGGCGCGCCCAGCAGGAAUUUCGGAGCUGCCAGACCGGUGCGUGCGCAUCCCCGCUCCCCGAAGGACGGGACAGCGAGGACAUCAGCGGGGGGCGUCGCCAGCAGGAGGCCGUCCACAUACAAGUCACCCCUGCAGACCACCAGCGGGGGCCAGCGUACAUCUUUGGAGAAGCGGACGGUCACAAACGCCCCGGUCGAGAAGAGCUCCGAGGCGACGAGGCGAAAAUUCCCCCUGUCUCUGAGACGUGUGAGGCCCGGAGACGGAGACAGGGGGCCGGCGUCACGGGGGCUGCAGAGCGCCAAGGUAUCAUCCGAGAAGAGCUCUGCAGCUAUGCCGGCCGGUACAUCGUCCGGCAGUCCCGUGGCGUCGAUACCGGCAGCAGCGGCGUCGCCACGUUGGGGAGAGGCCAGCAGCAGGGGGGUGACAUUACCCCCCCUCGGAAUACCUUCACCUCCUCCGGUACCAGCAGCGGGGGCACCGAGGGUCACGUCCAACAUCCGAGUGACGGUGCCUCCCGCUCUGCUACAGCAGUACGUACCGACGACGUCGCUGCCCGCGACCGUCACCACCACCACGGUGACAACCACGACGUGUGGGAGCCCCAUUAUGACAACGGGUCUCCCACUGGGGGAGCGCAGGACACCGAGUCCCCCCCUGCCAGCGAGACGUCGGUCACCGCCGGUGGUGCAACAACGGACCGUCUGGUCGCCCGCACCCUGCAGCGAAGGAUUCUCCCUCGUAAUGGGAGAGGGUGCGUGGGGCCAGACAAGGAAGAAGAAAACUCCACCCCACGAACACCCCGGGGUGGAGCAGCAACAGCGGCAGCAGCAGCAGCAACAGCGGAGGUCGACGCCACCAGCGAGGGAUAGUGAAGUAGCAGAGGUCCAAAGCGGUGUGCGUGCGGGGUCGGAGCGACCGCGUCGAGGAGCUGGACAUGCGCCUGGUGAGCUAGACGGCGCCAAUAGGGAGAGCAAUCGCCAGGGAAUUUCAGGAGAAGGACGCGCGAACUGGGUGCGCAAAGCGGCGCGUAUACAGGCGCUAUGCAGGGGCAACCGACGCAAAGCUGUUCGGGAAGUACUUUGUCGGCCCCCUGAAUUCUGCAAAGUGCAGAAGGAACGGGUCCAUGAGUACUUCACCGACCUAUACCGCGGCGGAUUGCCGCUGGAUGGCGCCGACGCCGUGAAACCAACCGAGCUUCUGACGGAUGGUGAGUUGGCGUUCCUCACGGAUCCCUUCACGGAACAAGAACGUCGCAUUCGACGCGUGAGUAACUCCGCGCCGGGGCCCGACGGGCUGACCUACAAGGACCUCCGUGAAGCGAAUCCUGGGUCGCGCCUUCUCACGGCGUUAUUUACCAUCUGCCUGCGCCUAGAGGUUGUUCCCGCGUCCUGGAAGAACUCCAACACAGUAUUGGUGUACAAAAAAGGCGACCAGAAUGAUCUGGAAAAUUGGCGCCUUCUCGCUAUGGGCGAUACUACGCCCAAGCUCUUCGCCGCAGUCGUAGCCGAUCGUCUGACGGACUGGGCGAUAUUUCGUCAAAAGCUUAGCCCGGUACAGAAGGGUUUCCUGCGGGACGAGGGGUGCUACGAGCACAACUUCGUCCUGCAGGAAAUCCUGACAGACGCGAGACGAUCUCAAAAAGAAUUGGUCGUGGCGUGGCUGGAUCUAUCCAAUGCGUUUGGAUCGGUCCCGCACGCGACGAUCAGGGGAGCAUUAGUUCGGUCCGGGGUGCCUGGGUCCUUCACAAACCUGUGGGGGUCCAUGUACGCGGGAUGCGCAACAUGUGUGCGCACGUCCGACGGGUGGAUGGCACCAAUCCCCAUCCGCUCUGGANUUAAACAGGGAUGCCCACUAAGCCCAAUAGUGUUCGAUUUUGCGAUUGACUCCGUGCUGCGCGCGACCACCGCAGAAAACAUGGGUUACAACAUCUUGGGGCAGCGGUGGUCCGCACUAGCGUACGCGGAUGACAUCGCACUAGUAGCGGAUACUCCAAAGGGGUUGCGACGACUUCUCACCGUCGUGGAAACCGAGGCGCGGUCGGUAGGCCUGCGAUUCAACCCCGCGAAGUGUGCAAGUUUGCACAUCCGAGCGGGGCAAUUGGAUCGCGUCCUCCCGACCCGCUUCGAGAUUCAGGGAGAGAUGAUGCAAUGCCUGGCAGAAGGAGAAGGAUAUAGGCACCUCGGCAUUCCGACGGGGUUUUUCGUUGAUCAGAACACCUAUUCUACGAUCCAGGGCAUGAUGGAGGAUUUACAGCGCGUCGAGCGCUUGUUGCUAGCCCCGUGGCAGCGAGUCGACAUGGUGGCUACUUACAUCCUGCCACGUCUCGACUUCUUGUUGCGGGGUGCUAAAGUGGAGAAGGGCCUCGUGAAGGUCGCGGACAAGCAGAUAAGAAGGCUGGCCAAGUCGUGGCUCAACGUCCCUCAGCGCGCCAGCGCGGAGGUAGUCUACCUCCCUCCUAACAAGGGGGGAUGUGGCCUGCUUCCGCUCGCUGACCUCGCCGACGUCCUGACAAUAGCGCACGUCUUCCGUGUUCUCACGGCUGGCGACGCUGGAGUCAGAGACCUGGCGUGGGCGUCGAUGAGGGGAGUGGUUCAGCGGCAAAUUGGUUCAGUACCAACGGAGCAGGACAUCGCUUCGUUUCUCUCGGGCUCGCUCGAGAGAAAGUUCCGCGACGGUGGAGAGCGCUCCCUUUGGUCGGAUGCGCGAAACGCGUGUAGACGGCAGUCCUCCAGAUUGCGGAUCCGCUGGAUGUUGGCGGAAGAGACGCGGGAGAUUCUUCUGGUGUGUCGGGGCACGGGGGGUAACCUGGUGAAGAUCCCACCAGAAGCGCGGGCGCAGGUCAUCCAUGCACUACGCCUGGCUAUCGCGUCGUAUUAUACGAGCACAUUGCUCGCCAAAAAGGAUCAGGGGAAGUUGUUCGAGGUGGCCAUGCGUCAUGGAGUGAGCAAUCACUUUAUGCGCACUGGCAGCUUCACCCGCUUCGCCGACUCAACGGCGCACGUCGUUCAAUGUCAAUGCAUGCUACAGAGUAGCGAUUAUAUUGGAUUUGAACCGCGCUGCAGCUCCCAGGUUCUUGUCAUAAUUCUCUGCGUUUAA